Molecule: messenger RNA, 2771 nt
Organism: Oryzias melastigma (Indian medaka)
Lineage: Eukaryota; Metazoa; Chordata; Actinopteri; Beloniformes; Adrianichthyidae
Product: extracellular calcium-sensing receptor
Exons: 6
Coding region: 78-2654 (858 amino acids)
Biological process (GO): G protein-coupled receptor signaling pathway
Cellular component (GO): membrane
Molecular function (GO): G protein-coupled receptor activity
Source: RefSeq, a predicted model, not a curated record
UUUGUGAUGGAGAGCUCCUAUAAUAUGAUAAGACUUUGGAGGGCUAAUCUCAAACUUUGGGCAUUCGUUGAGGUACAAUGCUGCUGCUAGCAGACCUACUCCUUUUUUUUCUUGUGGUUGUGAGAGAAGGAAAGCCCACGUGUCAAACGUAUGGGACCAAAGAACUGUCUUCAUUUUUCAAGGAAGGAGACAUUACUAUUGGAGGAAUUUUUUCCUUUCACCAGAGCCCAGUCACUGCGAGUUCAGCUCUUGAACUCAACCCAGGUUCAAUCCAGUGUGAAGGGCUGGACCAAGGUGAACUUCAGUAUGCAUACACCAUGAUGUUUGCCAUAGAGGAAAUAAACAACAGCUCAGAGCUUUUGCCAGAUGUGACCCUUGGUUACAGAAUAUUUGAUUCUUGCCCCAGUAUCCCCCUGUCCAUAAGAGCAUCGUUAAAUCUUAUGAAUGCGUACAAAGGGGAGAAAAGCAGCUGUGAUAAACCCUCCAGUGUGCAUGCUGUCAUUGGGGACACCACCUCCACUUCUACUAUUGGCAUAGCACGCACACUAGGACCCUUCCAUAUACCUGUGAUAAGUCAUUCAGCCACUUGUGCCUGUCUCAGUAACAGAAGAGACUACCCUUCUUUCUUUAGAACCAUCCCUAAUGACAUUUUUCAAAGCAAAGCCCUUGCAAAGCUUGUGAAGCAUUUUGGCUGGUCCUGGGUGGGAGCCAUAAGAACAAAUAAUGACUACGGAAAUGGUGGAAUGGCCACUUUUCUCGAAUCCGCUAAAAAGGAGGGCGUAUGUGUCGAGUACUCUGUGGCCAUUUACAGAACCGAUCCAAGGCAGCGUUUCUUAGAUGUCGUGAAUAUUAUCAAAAAAUCCACUUCUAAGGUAAUUGUGGCAUUUGCAGACGGUACAGACCUUGAUAUACUAUUCAGAGAGCUUCAUGCACAGAGUGUAACUGGUCUGCAGUGGGUAGGAAGUGAAGGGUGGAUUACAUAUCGACAAAUUGCCACUCCAAUGAACUAUGCUGUGGUCCAAGGCGCAGUCGGAUUUGCAGCACUAAGUUCGCCCAUCCCUGGAUUACAGGAGUUCCUAAGAAACAGCAAGCCCUCUAUUACAGAAGGAAAUCAGGGGCUUGUGGAGUUGUGGGAGAUGGUAUUCAACUGCACCCUGAAGUACAAAACAGAGGCUCAGGAUUACAAACCGUGUAAUGGGAUGGAGACUCUAAGGAAAGUCAACCUGCCGUUCACAGAUGUGUCAGAUACCAGCCUGCUGAAUAAUAUUUAUAAGGCCACAUAUGCAAUCGCUCAUGCUCUGAACAUGUUAAUCAACUGUGAAAAUGAACAGGGGCCUUUUGAGAACAACUCAUGCGCUGAUAGGAAAAAUAUACAGCCAUGGCAGGUAUUGUAUUACCUGUCAAGGGUAAAUUUCACCACUGACACUGGUGAGAAUGUGUUCUUUGAUGAUUUGGGUGACCCUGUAGCACGCUACGCUCUGGUAAACUGGCAGAUGGAUGAAACCGGCCACACACUGUUCCAAACCAUUGGUUACUAUGAUGCCUCCCAGCCUGAAGGUCAGCAGUUUGAUGUUAACCCAGGUGUGAGUGCUAUUUGGGCUGGAGAGAACCGUGAGGUGCCAAAGUCGAUUUGCAGUGAGAGCUGUUUACCUGGGACUUAUCGGGCUUUCAUUAAAGGCAAACCUAUCUGCUGCUUUGACUGCAUCCCCUGCGCUGAGGGGGAGUUCAGCAACAGUACAAAUGCUGUGAAUUGUGAUAAAUGCCACCCUGAGUACAAAUCCAGUGAAGAGAGGACUAGUUGUGACUUGAAAGCUAUUGAAUUCCUCACCUUCACCGAGUUAAUGGGUAUACUGCUGGUUGCUUUCUCAGUAUUUGGUGCAUGUCUUGCAAUGUUUGUGGCUGUAACAUUUUACCACCACAGAAAAACUCCUAUAGUCAAAGCAAAUAACUCUGAAUUGAGUUUCUUGCUGUUGUUCUCCUUGAGUUUGUGUUUCCUCUGCCCUUUAACCUUCAUUAGCCGGCCCACUAAGUGGUCCUGCAUGCUACGCCACUCCACCUUCGGCAUCAUCUUUGUGCUCUGCAUGUCCUGCGUCCUUGGAAAAACUAUUGUUGUGUUAAUGGCUUUCAGAGCUACACUUCCAGGAAGUAACAUGUUAAAAUGGUUUGGGCCUGUGCAGCAGAGGAUCAGUGUUCUGGCUUUCACUCUCAUCCAGGUCUCAAUCUGCAUUCUGUGGCUUACAAUUAAUCCUCCAUAUCCACACAAAAAUGUUAAAUAUUACAAAGACAAAGUAAUACUGGAGUGUUCUCUUGGAUCGUCAUUGGGGUUCUGGGCUGUGCUAGGCUACAUUGGGCUUCUGUCUUUGCUAUGCUUUGGACUAGCUUUAAUGGCACGGAAACUCCCUAAUAAUUUCAACGAAGCGAAGUUUAUCACAUUCAGCAUGUUGAUAUUUUGUGCAGUGUGGCUCACCUUCAUCCCAGCUUAUGUCAGCUCUCCAGGGAAGUUUAGUGUAGCAGUGGAGAUCUUUGCUAUCCUGGCUUCAAGUUAUGGACUGUUAUGCUGUAUUUUUUUCCCGAAGUGCUACAUUAUUUUAUUCAAACCUGAGAAGAAUACAAAGAAACAUUUAAUGGGUAAAGUGACCAAGGAAGCCAUUUAAAAUUUGUGCUAAGAUAUAACAGCAGAAUCACUGGAUAUUUUACAAGUAUGUGCUUUAGUAAGAGAAAUAUAUACUAUUUACUGUGUUAGAUUUAAAUAUAUUAUAGAGGAAUUGGAA